UAUACACUCUUGGAUGUCCAACCCCAUAAGUCUCUAGGUUAUAUUUUGCUAUAUAAAAAAAAGAGAAUAAAUUCAAAAGACAUGACAUGAGGUAUGAUUUUUCCUUUCUGGUUUAACUAUUUCUUUACACAUUUAACUUUUAAAACAUCAGAAUCAUACAAAACAGAAUCAUGACUAGAAGGCUAGUCAAUGGGUGGUUUACUGUUAACGCCCAGUAGUUAGUAAUCUGGUUUAUAUGGAAUUAUUUUUUUUAUUUUUAUUAAUUAAUUUUUUAUUUUUAUUAUUAUUAUUAUUAUUAUUUUGUCUAUGAGUUUACAGCCUCAUGUAUCCUCAUGAAAUAUACAGGAAAGAGUUAAAUUUCAUCAGAUGCAUCAUUUCCUGUAAGCAGGUUUCACUGCAGGCGCCUGUUAAUCAUCUCCCACCCCUCCAUCUCACACAUCCCCCUUUUCUUUCACUUCUCUCUUUCCUUCCUUCACGUGGGCUGUUCAGUUGGGCUGGACUAGUUCUUACAAGUUUCUUGCCUGCUGCACAUCUGGUAGAGCUUUAUCACUGAUGUCCAGCGCCCAAGGAGCUCGGAGAAAGCAGAACAGAGAAAAGACAUAAAGAGCGCCCUGUCCAUCCAGUCUGUUGACAGUGUGCCUCUGUCCCUGCGAUCAGGAAACCUGAGUGUAUUGAAGAAACGCUGGGAACAGACACAUCAGAAGAAACCUGCUUCUCAGCUGAGUGUGGCACCUGUGAGCCUUACAGCUCGGUCUGCUUCCUGCAAACCCAGCAGUCCUCCAGAACCACCUGCUUCCUCCAGCAAACUCAUGCGACAGCCCAGCCAGACUCAAGAGUCAACCUCCCAUGAGAGACCUGCAAAAAUAAAGCCAGACAUGGAGACUAAACAAAAGAAGUGUGUAAAAGAGGAUGAAAAAAGUGUGACUGCAUCCGAUCCAUUUUGCCCUGCGGAGAAACCAGCCCUCCCCCUCAAAAACCUCAAAAUGAUGUAUGAAAAGGGUAAAAGCAAGGUGCAAGCAGAAGUGAACAGCAGCUCAGAGAAUGUGGACACACAAAUGGGCAACAAAGGUACACCAAGUCUGAAGCGCAGCGCCUCUAUCAAGGACAGGAUGGUGAAAUAUCAAUUGGCGGUCACCAGACAGGCUUCUUUUACUGUCCCACGCUCUGCAAACCAGUCAGAAACAGAGGUUCCCUGCAUGGAUCAUAAGGAGAUUUCGCCACCUGCUGCUGAUGGACAGAUAGUGAGCACACUCCCUGAGUCAAAUUGCACAAAGAUCAAUAGAGAGCAUGUACACACAACAAGUCCCAGUGCAGCAACUGCUGUAUCAGAGAACAAGGACCCUCCUAAAGUCGCCAGGAAAUUUCACCUGCCUGUCCAGGAAAGAUGUGUAUCCUGCCUGAAGACUGUUUACCCAUUAGAGAAACAUGUUGCCAAUCAGCAGAUUUACCACAAAACUUGCUUCCGCUGUGCCGUUUGUAGUACAAAGCUCAGUUUGGGGACUUAUGCUUCUCUACAUGGCAACAUCUACUGUAAACCUCACUUCAACCAGCUAUUCAAGUCUAAGGGCAACUAUGAUGAGGGCUUUGGCCAUCGACCACACAAAGAAACGUGGACACCACGAACAAACGAGGAGGAACCUGAGGAAGGUGAAAACUCAAAGCCCUUUGUGGAAGACUCUGUGUUAGUGAAGCCUACAGAACAGCUGAGCCCUAAAGUGGAGAAGUCACGACUGGCCAAAUUCACUGACCUGGCUGCAGCUCUAGAGACAAGAAGUCAAAUGACCAGUUCCACAGAAAAACCACAAACCACUUCUGUGGAAACAAGAAAACUGAGAGUCGCAUGGCCACCUCCUGCAGACAGUGAUGGAAGCUCCAAAGUCUCCAGUCCUGGCACUGAAGUUGGAAAGGGUUCAUCUAAGCGUUUCAGAGCAAAGUGGCCUCCAGAGGAGGAAGCUCCACCAGCUCAGCAGAGCCCUGAAAGAGCAGAACUGAGAAGUCUGCGACGUAGUUCCUCUCUUAAAGAGCGGAGCCGUCCCUUUUCUGUGGCACCAAGCUUAGCAUUAUCCAAUGCUUCAAAACAAGAGUCACCAUUAUCUCACAAGGUUGCUUUGGUCAGACGAGGCUCGGUGGAGAAUCUUCAUUCACGGUCAAAAGUGAAAACAGACAAAACUGAAGUGCAAAAAGAGGCAAAAAUCCCAGAUGAAAAGAUAAAGCACAGCAACAACCAAUCCAAGGAGAAUGUUGAGAGUCCAGCCAUACUUAAUAGAAAAGAAAAGAUGUCACCUUCUAUUCUCAAACAGACACAACAAACAAAAGAGGAAGUUGAGCCACAACAAACAACAAAUGAGCUUGAUCUACAACAAACAAAUAAAGAGUCUCAGUCUCAUCUAACACAAAAGGAGCCUGAGAUAAAACAACAAGAGGUUCCGAAAGGUCAUGUGGAAGAUGAGGAAAAACCGGUGAAAUGCUUAAGCACAUCUCCUGUGCUCCAAUUCUACCAAGACACAUCCUCUCCAACUGUAGAAGAAAAAGCCCAUAGGACAUCUCAGGAUGUGGGCUUCUGGGAUGACGAGGAGGCUGAGGAGUCCCUGACAGUAGAGGAGAUGAUCAAGAGGAAUCGUUACUAUGAAGAUGAAGACGAGGAGGAGGAGGAAGUGGCAAUAGUUUGAUGAUAUAUGUCUUCAAUCCCUUCCAUUUAUUAUUUACUUUGAAAAUAUUACUGGGAAAAAUUCAAGUAUUUUAUUAUAUUUUAUCCUAGUACUGUACAUAUUUUCUUUAAACUUCGUUCUUGGAACUUGGAACUAUCACUACUUUUCUGUAUUUUGUACUUUGACAUCCAUGUUUUCUUUUGGUUGCUGUAAAAAAAUGACUUGUUUACAAAAAAGUUUUAAAAAUCACUUUUAUUGUUUCUUAAUCUAAAAAUAUUUUGUGUUGAUUCCAAUUUCCAAUUAAAGUACAUAAUUUCAGUUUUAUGUUGAAUGAUAAAUGUUAAAGUCAUUGAGCGUUUUAUGUGUAAUUUUAAAUAUUACAUAAAAAAAUUGGGAUAUC
Cyprinus carpio (common carp) is the source of this 3048-nucleotide messenger RNA. RefSeq names its product LIM domain and actin-binding protein 1-like. NCBI's taxonomy places the organism in Eukaryota, Metazoa, Chordata, Actinopteri, Cypriniformes, Cyprinidae. Gene Ontology annotation, cellular component: plasma membrane; actin cytoskeleton. The transcript is spliced from 9 exons. Gene Ontology annotation, biological process: actin filament bundle assembly. Gene Ontology annotation, molecular function: actin filament binding. Bases 810 to 2669 code for a protein of 619 amino acids. The record is from RefSeq and is a predicted model, not a curated record.